CAAGGCGGGCCCGUCAAUUGUUGCCCGUCAGCUGAGAUGCUGUGUUGCUGUGUUGUGCUUGCACACUCGGGUUCCCAGCUUCGUUACCGCCUGGCGUGUAAUUUGUGCUGCAGUGGAUUGCAAUAUAUUACAUCACCCAUCCACCCAUCGCUUCUUUGUUAACGUGUGCAAUUGUAAACAAAAACACACACACACGCACCCAGAUUGCUUGUUGUAAACAACCGUUUACGCUUGGUGAAAAGAGUGAAAAGCAGUGAGUUGCUGUGAGUGUUGUGGCCCACCGUAGUAGUGAGAAGCGCCGCAGCAGUGUGUGAGCAAAAGCAGCAAGUGCACCACCACCGUUUAUCACCCCAAGAAGCGCGGCGCACGAAAACGGUUGUGUUGUGUGGUGCUUUGGUGUUUGGCGUGCCAAUUUGGGUGCAAAAAAAAGGGGGAAAAAGUGAAAAGUGAACCAGUGAAAAACGUUGGCCAAGCAACAUGGAGGAGAAAAGCUUGCUGCUGAACGUGCACAGCAAUCUGGAGCCACCGAAACCGGACGGGAACACGUUUCUGAUGCGCGGCAACUACCACUACUAUCAUUACGGGUGUGACGGAUUUCAGGAUAUGGGUUGGGGUUGCGGUUACCGUACCCUGCAAUCGAUCUGCUCCUGGAUCAUACAGAACGGUUCACCCAAAACGGUCACAUCCACCGAAGUGCCAAACAUUCCCACCAUCCAGCAGAAGCUGGUCGAGAUCAAGGACAAACCGGAACGCUUCUUCGGUUCGCGCGAAUGGAUCGGUACGCUCGAGGCGAUCUACGUCAUCGACACGCUGUACAACGUGUCCUGCAAGGUGCUACACAUCGCGCGCAGUGACAGUAUCGCCAAGCAUGCCGAUACGCUGCGCGACUAUUUCGAGCAGUACGGGGGGCUGAUCAUGAUGGGUGGCGAUAUGGAUGCGGCCUCGAAAGGUAUCGCCGGCAUACACGUGAGCGUCGAUCAGGAUGUGUACCUGCUGGUGGUGGAUCCACACUUUGUCGGACGGAUCAAGACGAAGGAGGAGCUGUACACGAAGGAGUACGUCAAGUGGCAGAAGGUGGAAGACUUUGUCGACAGUUCGUUCUACAAUCUGUGCCUGCCGAUGCUGAAGAGUCGCGAUCUGGCUGCGUAAGGAUGGCAGCAUACCAUAUCAUAUCAUCUCACCAACCAAGUGAUAGAACGGAAAAGGAACCAUCUUACAGAGUGGAAUGAUCGUGUUCUGCAACAUUCGUCGCCACACAUGGUUGUUUUAAGUUGAGUUUUCCCGUCCCCAUUAUUGGCCAUUUUUAACGAGCGUGUAUCGAUGCAUCAACGAGGGAAUCGUAUAUUUAUUAGUGAAUUUAACAAAACCAAACCCCUCCAACUAUUUAUCAAACCACAAAAGAAGGGUAUCAUGUGUUUCGGCCAUCAACGCCAUUAGUAGCAAAUUAAUAGAACGCGUUUAAGUCUCUUCUUACCGCAGCACGGGAGAAGGUAGUUGUUAGACAAUGAAGAACGUAAAAACGGAACGUAACACUAGUUAAGAACACGUUUUUGAUAUCGUAUAACCGAAACACUGUAAUCCGGAUGUAUAGCUGACGAGUGUUUAUAUGUAUUUAUGUGUAAGUGAAGAUGUGUUUAGCACAAAGCGAACGCUUCCAAAUACGAGAUGAAGCUUCUGUUUUAUUAUUUCCCUGUCGUAGACAAAAGGAAGGAGAAAAUAGCAAAAAGGGUCAAGCAAUCGGCAAACCUCGGCCGCCUCGAAGUAUGCAAUCCGCAUGACAAAAUUACCUUUAUGGCAACAGUUUUGAUUUGUAACUCGUUUGUCUCUGCGUCGUGAAGCGUGUCGCAUUGGAAAAUUAUUAUACAAACGUUGUAUAUUAACCGUAUUAUCCUGUUUAAAACGAGACGUAUUUAGCGAAUAAUAUUUCGUGAGGAAUAAAACGAACGUGUCCCAUAUCACACGACCUUUCCCGAGCGCUAUCCUUUAAGGGACCAACCAAAAAGAAAAAAAACAAUUAUUGGACAUAAAAUCAUACAGGAAAUCGAGGAGCGAUAAAAGCAUACUUUUAGAGCAAAUAAUCGUCAAACGGUUUGCCAUAAAAAAAUUGUUUCAAACACCGACGAUGUUCGGGAGAAGCAUUCGAAAACGAAACGUACAAGUAGCUAAUAUUAUUUAACCAACUAACUAGAAAUAUAUCAAACAGGGAAUCCGAGUUUUCUUUUAACAGUUUCACGUGUCUAUUAUUUAAUUGCUCGUAUCAGAGAGCGUAUCAUGCACAGAAAAGCAGCAGUAAACUAUCAUCAACACUACCACCGUCACACACUGCCACGCAGCAAAUCUGUGUUCUGGUGUUUUGUUCGAAACUACUAAUUUCUUCCCUUUAAUGGCUUUUUGCUACACUCUUGCUUUUAACUAUUGAAACCGCUAACGAUACUUUAAUAAACACAGCACACGGACACAAGAAAGCACGAACGAGGCAUAUAGAAAUGAUUUAAGUGAAUUUGAGCCAGCUUCUUUAAAAAAACGGAAAGCAAUGGUAAGCGCGGUACUAUUAUUAACACACGUGUGUUUUGUUUUGCAAAUUCCAAACCAAACCUCCUUCACAGAGCAGAUGUUAUUUUGUCGAGAAGUGUUUAUUUUGUUUGUUACGUAUAUUUAUAUGUGUAGACUAAAGAAGCAAUCUGUCGGUGGACGAAUAAAACGGGGCAGAAUAAAAUACAUAUUUACCUCCUUAAUCGUGGAAAGCAA
This is a messenger RNA of Anopheles stephensi (Asian malaria mosquito), 2748 nucleotides long. RefSeq names its product probable Ufm1-specific protease 1 (gene Ufsp1). The transcript is spliced from 2 exons. The coding region runs from base 478 to 1149 and encodes 223 amino acids. The record is from RefSeq and is a predicted model, not a curated record. Lineage: Eukaryota; Metazoa; Arthropoda; Insecta; Diptera; Culicidae.